Osmerus eperlanus (European smelt) is the source of this 2544-nucleotide messenger RNA. RefSeq names its product Sp7 transcription factor (gene sp7). Gene Ontology annotation, biological process: regulation of transcription by RNA polymerase II. The transcript is spliced from 2 exons. NCBI's taxonomy places the organism in Eukaryota, Metazoa, Chordata, Actinopteri, Osmeriformes, Osmeridae. Gene Ontology annotation, molecular function: RNA polymerase II cis-regulatory region sequence-specific DNA binding; DNA-binding transcription factor activity, RNA polymerase II-specific. The coding region runs from base 62 to 1426 and encodes 454 amino acids. The record is from RefSeq and is a predicted model, not a curated record.
GGGACCGAGCGUAACGACUUUCCGACUUCCCUCUCUGCUCUUGGGAUAUUGUUUCUCAGGGAUGGCCGCAUCUAUUCUGGAGGAAGAAGCACGCUACGGCUCCAGCCCCCUGGCCAUGCUCACCGCCACCUGCAACAAGUUCGGCAGCAACGGCAGCCCGGUAAGAGACUCCGCCACUCCCGGUAAGCCGGUCAGCUCAGCCCCCGGUAAGAAGCCCUACGCCAUGACCUCCGACCUCCAGGCCCCUAAGAGUGGGAGGGGCGGCGACGGUCUCACAGACUCCUCCUACACGGCCUCCUUCGGGGGUGGCGGUGGCCUCCUCACCCCCUCCGGGAGCCCCCCUCUCUCGGCCGGGGGCUACGCCCCAGAGUACAACCCCUUCUCCCACUCCUUCCAGACCGGGGGCUCCCAGGACCCCUCCCUGCUGGUCUCCAAGCCUCACGCCACAGCCGACUGCCUGACCAGCGUGUACACCUCCCUGGACAUGACACACCCUUACGGCUCCUGGUACAAGGCCGGCAUCCACCCAGGCAUCACGGCCGCCCCCGCCAACCCCACCUCAUCCUGGUGGGACGUCCACCCCAACUCCAACUGGCUGAGCCCCGGCCAGGCCCAGUCGGAUGGCCUCCAGGCCUCCCUCCAGCCCGUGGCUCCCCAGGGCUCCCUCAGCCCCCAGCUGCCGAGCUACACCUCUGACUUCACACCCCUGAACCCGGCCCCCUACCCGUCGGUGGGGCUGGGCUCCUCCUCACACCUGCUCCAGCCCUCCCAGCACAUGCUGCAACAGGACAUCUACAAACCCAAGCCGGGGGGCGGCGGGGGGGGCCUCCUGGAGGGGUCGAUGGGGCUGAAGCCCGGCCGGGGGGCUGGGGGCUACGGGGGAGGGGGGGCUCCCACCAGAUCCUCCUGCGACUGCCCCAACUGCCAGGAGCUGGAACGGAUGGGGGCGUCGGCCGCCUCGCUGCGGAAGAAGCCGGUCCACAGCUGUCACAUCCCGGGCUGCGGGAAGGUGUACGGCAAGGCCUCGCACCUGAAGGCUCACCUGCGCUGGCACACGGGCGAGAGGCCCUUCGUCUGCAACUGGCUGUUCUGCGGGAAGCGCUUCACCCGCUCCGACGAGCUGGAGAGGCACGUGCGCACGCACACGCGCGAGAAGAAGUUCACCUGCCUGCUGUGCAACAAGCGCUUCACUCGCAGCGACCACCUCAGUAAGCACCAGAAGACCCACGCGGAUGCCCCACUGCAGGGGAAGAUGGGAUUGGUGGGAGGGGAGGGAGAGGCGGACCCUCGAGGGGAGGAGCCUACUGACGGCUCCUCUGCUGGACCAACCGGCGCUGUCCCUGACGCCUCCACCAAUGGGGAGGAGGGAGGGAAGACUGGCUCAGCCAAUGGGGUGGAGAGCAGCAGUGGCCUGCUGGAGAUCUAGGCUGUUGAUUGGUUUGUUUUCGGCCAGUUUUUUUGCUGGAAUGCGACGUUCCGGGUAAAAUAAAUAGUAAACAAACAAACAGUUACGAGGGCUUGUUUACUAAGGAUAGAUUUUCAUUUGUUUGCAAUCAGUGCCAGGAUAUCAUGUUGGUUAUGAAAUAUACAGUCUGUGGACCACGCUCGUGCUACCACACGCAAGCACACACACACACACAUUAUUUUUCUUAUUUUUCUGUGAGACAAACCACUAGUGAAACUGAAUCUGCAGAGGGAAGCAGCAGGAUGAGUUGGGACUGGUGCUACGUACUGCAGAAUCAUUCAUACACAAUGUCUGUUAUUGUUAUAACAACGUUAUUAUUUGGUAGCAAAAUGGGUCCUUUUGAUACUGCAUGAGUUUGGUUGCCAAAAGUGGAUAUGAAGAUGCUGUGGUUUUACUGUCUCAACGUGGUCUGUGUGGUUUCUCUAGUGUCUUGUAUUUAAUUUCAUAUUACAAAUAAUCUAAUUUAUGUCUUAAAUUAUAAGCAUUAAAUAUGUCAUUUGUCAUGCAGACAAUGUUAUGCUGAAUUAAUGGCAAGAUUAAGUCUGAAAUGGAAGUUAGUAAAUUAAGACGUUUUUUCAUUAAUUUAUUAUUAAGUCGGUGCUAUAGUGUUUGAAGAUUUAUUUAUAGAUCUUAAAGUAACUUUUACCAGAAAGAACUUUUAUUAUUAAACAUUUUUUAUUUCUUUUAUUUUAUUUUUCUGUUGUCAUACUUCUCACACCACAGUGGAAACCAUUUCUGGUAUCCCAUCUUGAGUGUACAUAUUUUGCUUCGCCAGAGAAAAUGUCUUCAGGUGUAUUAUUUUUCUACUUCUGUAUUUGUUUCGUCUUUUAAGUUUGUUAUUUUGAAAUAUAUCAAAUGCCUUAAUAACACUAUGACCGAGCAAGCUUUGAAAGAAAUGUCCGUCCUGUAUGAUUUGGUGCCACGUUAAAUUUUGAAGAUCAAGAUGGCUGCCACUGUGGGAAUUGUCUUUUCAAAAUUGUGUAAAAAAAAAAAAAGCAUGAGUUUGAGACUGGCGUGUGUGUAUCAUGGUGUGGAAUCAUGCCAAGGAGGGGCAGUUGGUGCUUGAGAAAAAAUAUUAA